Limanda limanda (common dab) is the source of this 5018-nucleotide messenger RNA. It is a transcript of the gene casd1, whose product is annotated as CAS1 domain containing 1. Gene Ontology annotation, cellular component: Golgi membrane. The transcript has 18 exons. Lineage: Eukaryota; Metazoa; Chordata; Actinopteri; Pleuronectiformes; Pleuronectidae. The coding region runs from base 25 to 2418 and encodes 797 amino acids. The record is from RefSeq and is a predicted model, not a curated record. Gene Ontology annotation, molecular function: N-acetylneuraminate 9-O-acetyltransferase activity.
GCUGGUUGUCAUGGAGGAGCAAAGAUGGCGGUCCUGGCCUAUAGCCUGGGCAAACGCGAAAUAAACCAACACUUCACCAUAAAAAACGCCAAAGUCAUCUCGCUGACGGUCGUGCUGCUGCUGCUGCUGUUCCACGCAGCCUCGCGGUACCAUGGAGGCGGAGACUCCUGCGAGUGGCUUCUGUCUAGAGGACGCUACUUGGGGGAGAACGUAUGGCAGCCUUAUGGCUGCAUGAUGCACAAAUACAAAAGCAUCGAGGCCAAAACCUGCCUUGCUGAAAAGCGGGUGGCCUUUGUUGGAGAUUCACGAAUCAGGCAGCUAUUUUACUCCUUCGUCAAAAUUAUAGACCCUGAAAGGAGAGAGGAUGGAAACAAGCAUGAGGACAUUUCCUUUGAAGACGAGACUUCCUCUGUGAACGUGGACUUCCUGUGGUAUCCAGAGGCAAAUAAUUCAAUGAAGGAGCGUUUGAUAUCAUGGACACACGAAGCUUCAGUAAAGCCAGAUGUUGUCAUCGUCGGAGCUGCCACUUGGUCCAUCAAGUUGCACAGCGGCAGCAGCGAGGCCCUGCAGCAGUACAAAGUCAACCUGACCGCCAUCGCUGUGCAUCUGGAGAGGCUGGCUGACCACGGAGAGGUCUACUGGGUGCUGCAAGACCCAGUUAAUGAGGAGGUGCUGAGUGAGAACAGGAAAAUGAUCACCAACCAACAGCUGGAGCUGUACAACGAGGCGGCGGCGGACGUGCUCAACAGCAGCAAGCGUAGCGGCAGGUCCCGGGUCAAGCUGCUGGCCGCGUCCCGUCAGGCAGCACUGGAAACCAUCGGCCAGUCAGACGACGGCCUGCACCUGCCCGAAAGCACCAGGAACGUGGGGGCCAUGGUGCUCAUGAACUCCAUGUGCAACAAGGUACUGAGGCCAAUCGACGGCUCCUGCUGCCAAACGUUACCACCGCCCAACUUCCUGCAGAAAAUGGCGGCGUGUUUCUUCCUGGGCUCGGCCCUGGUCUUCCUGGUCCUCCACGUCCUCGGCAACAACCGCCACCGCCGACCUGUGCCCCCUGAUGUGGAAAGCCUGGAGGAGAAGAAGCCAGCGACGGCAGCUGUCCCCUUCGGUCCAAAGGCGCCCUUCCGCGCUCUCUGCAGGAUGGGCCUCAUUAUGGGCUACUUUUACCUUUGUGACAGAGCAGACGUGUUCAUGAAGGAGCAGAAGUUCUACACGCACUCCAAGUUCUUCAUUCCGCUCAUCUAUAUAUUUGUGUUGGGAGUGUUUUACAGUGAGAACAGCAAGGAGACCAAAUUACUCAACCGGGAGCAAACCGAGGAGUGGAAGGGCUGGAUGCAGCUCGUCAUCCUCAUCUAUCACAUAUCUGGUGCCAGCGCUUUCAUUCCAGUGUACAUGCACGUGCGGGUGCUGGUGGCAGCGUACCUGUUUCAGACCGGCUAUGGACACUUCUCCUUUUUCUGGCUGAAAGGAGACUUUGGACUGUAUAGAGUGUGCCAGGUACUUUUCCGUCUGAACUUCCUUGUCUUGGUGCUGUGUGUCGUAAUGGACAGACCCUAUCAGUUCUAUUACUUCGUCCCAUUGGUCACCUUCUGGUUUGUCAUCAUCUACGCCACGCUGGGCAUGUGGCCCCAGAUCCUGCAGAAGAAAGCCAACAGCAGCGGCAUAUGGCACCUCGGGGUGUUGGCGAAGUUACUGGGCCUCCUGUUGUUCAUAUGCUUCUUUGCAUUUUCACAGGGUUUCUUUGAGAGCAUCUUCUCCAUGUGGCCCAUCUCCAACUUCUUUGAGCUGAACGGAAGCAUCCACGAGUGGUGGUUCAGAUGGAAGCUGGACCGAUUUGCUGUAAUCCACGGCAUGUUAUUCGCCUUCAUCUAUCUGGUGCUGCAGAAGCUUCAGGUGCUGUCCGAGGGAAAAGGAGAUGCUCUGUUCUCCGGCAGGAUCUCCAACCUGCUUCUCUUCCUCUCUGUCGUCUCCUUCAUAACCUACUCCAUAUGGGCCAGCAGCUGCAGCACCAAAACCGAGUGCAAUGAGAUGCAUCCUUACAUCUCUGUGGUCCAGAUUCUGGCCUUCAUUCUUAUCAGGAACAUUCCUGGCUACGCCCGAUCUAUUUACAGCUCCUUCUUCGCAUGGUUCGGAAAGAUCUCCUUGGAGCUGUUCAUAUGCCAGUAUCACAUCUGGCUCGCAGCAGACACCAAGGGGAUCUUGGUCCUGAUUCCGGGGAACCCUUCACUCAACAUCAUGGUCAGCACCUUCAUCUUCGUCUGUGUGGCUCAUGAGAUUUCCCUCAUCACCAACGACCUGGCCCAGGUGGUCAUCCCCAAAGACAGCGUGGCCCUGCUGAAGAGGCUGGGGGCCGUGGGGCUCCUCAGUCUGGCGGUGCUGCUGCUUGCCAGGGGCAGCCAGUCCACUCCUAGCCCCUGAUGGGACCCCUUCGAUGGAGAGGGCUGGGUAACCCGCUAAGCCCUCUGCUGAGACUGAGGUACAGAUGCAAGCCAGGAGCUGGCCCGGGGCUUGAUGCUACUGGCGGCCGCAGGAGACGGCGUCAGCAGUGGCGGCUCAAAGAACUCGAGGGUGAUCAGAUUGUCACUGCUCGCCGUGUUUGAGCAGUAUCUGUCCUUUUUUUGACUGCUGUGAAAGUCACACACUGAAGAAAAGAAAAAUGCCCAGAAAAAGGAGGGGACUGCUUCUUUUUUAGGGUAAAAUGGCAAGAGAGAAAAAGAGAACAAAAAAAAUCCCUCCAAAAGUUUACAUUUUCUGCAUUCAACAGAAGAACGGAAGAGUUUUUAUUUGCAACAAAAAGAGGUCCUCAUUUCAACACCCUCGUGCUUGCUGUGUGAAAUUUUGUAGCGUCGCUUCUAUUCAGCCUAACAAAAAAAAACAGGCUUCUUCUGUCACUUAACAGUACUUCCUGUCGUUACUUCGAUCUGGAAGAGAUCACUACACACACACUCCGUCCACGUGGCAGUUGCAGCUGAAAGUGUUGUUUUUUUUCCUUUUUGCUCAGGUGGAUCCAUAAUCCACAUAUUCAGAUAUCUACACUUGUAGGAUUCAAAUGUUCCGUUGGGCUGCAUUCACUGAUCAGCAGAGCUUUGUACAGUAUUUCCAGUGACUUUAAAAAAAAAUCGUGUGAGAUAUCUAAAUAUGCAAUCUAUGGACCAACAAUAUGGUUUGCGUGAUCAAAAAAAACUGUAAGGUAAAAAACAAUAAUUGGAGUGAAAUUGUGGAAAUGUUGGUUAAUCUCUCAACAUUUUUUUGUGGUUACUUCAAAAAAAAAGGUUUGCCUUGUUCUGAAAGGUACUGUGGUCACCUGAUAUAGCCCUGAAAUUCUAUGUGAUAUGUACAGUAUUUAAUGAUUUAAAUUAAGCUUAUAUUUUAUACAAUGUUUUUUUUUUUUUUUUUUGGCUUUGUUUUAUUCUCACGCCCAUGACUGCUGUUUGUGAAGGAAGUAUUACAUUGAUCAUUUUCUACUGCCUCAGAUACACACAACAGAGAUUGAGCCUUGACAGUCCACCCCCCCCGCCCCCACCAACCCUGUCGGUCCUAUUAGCAGCUGACUUCAGAGUCUGUGUAUAUUUGUAUGAUAGAGUGAUAUAUUUAUUUUCUACAGUCAGGCUUCAUCAGUGUUUUAAGUCCUUCAUUAAAAACAUGCCUCAUAGCUCUGUUGUUAAACUGCUGGGUUGCACAUAUUGUACCAUAGGGCUAAAAGCUGACUAUUCCCCCCUCUGCUGCCACAGCAAACUCUUUGGUCAGCGAACAAGCGAUGUGUUGAGACUGAAUGCCUUUCGAACAUACAGCUUUUGCUCAGUGGCUUAUACACGCGGCACAUCUCCAGAUGUGCGUGGUCACGUCUGCGAUGUGGCCUGGGAUCACAAUCUCCCGUCACUUCACACUUGGCAUCAGGGCCACGUCAACAUUCAAAAUAGACAACUACUUUGUAAUGCACUGACUGAGCGGAGGAGACGUUUUACUGAAGGUCAAACAGAAAUCGUGUAUAUUUUGUCAACUGACAAAUAGUCUAUGUCGCUGCUUAUUUAUCCUCACAGACGUUUAGGAGAGAUCAUGUACCCUAACACAUUUUUACUGCAGGAAAUGGGAUGCUUAGUUAAGAUGAUUUGGCAGAAAAGAAAUGAGAAUAUUGUAAGGUCCAAGCUGUCAUGCAUGAGAUUUUAGAGUUGCAUAUUAUAAAGCCCGACUGAUUUGGCUUUUGGAUAAAACAUUUCUGAUAUCGAUAUAUCGCCCGAUACAUAUAUUUAAAAUAAACAAUGUAAAUUGGCAACGAUUUAAUAUUUUUCAAAUAUUGACAUAUUUGUAUUUUAGCCCGUGUUUUCAUAUAUUUCAAAAACGCAAUUCUGCACUGACAGUGGCUAUGAAUUAAAAAAAUGCAAUCAAUCGUAAAAAACUUAACUAAAAUGUAAACAUAAAUGCACUUUUCUGCAUUGUUUUUUCUGUCAAAUAAAAAAUUCAAACUGCCACACACUGCCAAAAAACAAUACUGAUAUGUGUGUGAAGGGCUCAUAUCUGCCAAUAUGAUCUGACUAUUGCUUGCAUCGGUCGGGCUCAAGAUGAUUUCAUCUGCCGUGUUGUAGUGAACGGUCCCAGUGUCAGUUGAUUUCUACACAUUUACGUAGAUUCCCUUUAUAAAAAAAAAAGUGUCUCACAAACCACAACUUUCAAGGCUGCUCCCUUCAUCCAUCUGAUUGUGUACAGGUUGUGUAGUUAGCCAAGCGCCAAGUCAAUUUUUAAUCUGUUUCACGUCCUUGUAUAGAUGAGACUGGCAUUUCCAUGCUGCAAUUUCCUUUUUAUGUGUAAAGUUUACUGACCUGUUCUCCCGUCUAUAACCGAUGAACAGGUAUAUAUUUGGUAACUUUUUUCAGGCCUUAAAUGGAUCUCUUUGGUCGUGUAAAAGCAACAACUAUUUAUACCCCAGCGCAGGGCCUGUUACAUGUACAUUCUUUUGUGAUGUCUUCAAAAAAAAUGUGAAAUGUAUCCACAUUAUUUAUAAAUGCCUUUAUUCUGUUGUA